AUGUCGCACUGCCACGACGGAUCGUGCGGACACGCCCACGACGACGAUGACCAUGUCAAGCCGGGCGAGGGCCAGCAAGACCUGCUCUACAGCUGCAUCAACCGCGACGGCGUCAUCGCGCUCAACGAAGAGACACCCGGUUCGGGCGUCAAGGUGCUCAAGCCCUACGACCAGCGAGCCUCGGAGGACGAGUACCUCGAGUCGUCGGCCGACGACCAGCUCAUCCUCUACAUCCCCUUUACGGGAUCCGUCAAGCUGCGCUCCAUGAUGCUCAAGACGGGACCGGCGGACCAGACGCCCUCCGAGAUCCACCUCUACGUCAACCGCGACGACCUCGACUUUGACGCCGCUAACGAACUCUCGGCCCUCCCCGACACGGCCACGGCGGCGGCGGGCGGACAGGGCCGGCCGGCGCAGAAGCUCACCUCGAUCCCCGUCACGCGGGACCCCGUCGAGAUCCCGCUCAAGCCCGCCAAGUUCCCCGACGUCAGGAGCAUCUCGCUCUUUGUCCCCUCGAGCGUCGGCGGCGAUACCUCGCGCAUCUACUUUGUCGGCUUCAAGGGCGAGCACCGGCAGAUGAGGAGGGAAGGCCCCACCAACAUCAUCUACGAGGCCGCCCCCAGCCUCAAGGACCACCAAAAAGUCAAGGGCACCGAGGCCGGCGCCAGCUCGUUUGGACAGGGUCAGUGA
Molecule: messenger RNA, 690 nt
Organism: Pseudozyma flocculosa PF-1
Lineage: Eukaryota; Fungi; Basidiomycota; Ustilaginomycetes; Ustilaginales; Ustilaginaceae
Exons: 3
Coding region: 1-690 (229 amino acids)
Cellular component (GO): nucleus
Source: RefSeq, a predicted model, not a curated record